UUACGUAUUGUAGAUAGUAUUUUCAGAAAGCGUAUCUUUCCAAAUAAGUUAUGAUAUUAGGCGAAACUCUGUUGUUUUCUUUGUCUCUAAUCGAUAGUGGAGCAAUAUUAUUUUUGUUAGUUUAUUUUAUUAUUACCCUAUCUGACUUAGAAUGUGACUACUUGAAUGCUCAAGAAUGUUGUGACAAACUAAACUAUUGGCUGCUACCAAAAUAUAUAGGACACUCGUUUAUGACUUUUCUGUUAUUACUGCACGGGCAGCUGCUACUAUUCCUGCUAAAUCUACCUAUGCUCAUAUGGUUAACUUACGAAUAUUUUACUAUACCACAAGGUAACCUCGGAGCCUACGAUCCAGCCGAGAUACACAACCGCGGACAGCUAAAGAAGCACUUGCGCGAUGUGAUGAUCUAUGUCGGGUAUUACUUGAUAUUUUUCUUCAUUUACCUGUACUGCUUCAUACUAGCUAUACUAAAAGGCGAUCCACUGAAUCGCCACGCCGAUGACGAGAUCGUAACUGAACUAUAG
Cydia amplana is the source of this 524-nucleotide messenger RNA. RefSeq names its product protein cornichon homolog 4 (gene cnir). The record is from RefSeq and is a predicted model, not a curated record. Bases 51 to 524 code for a protein of 157 amino acids. Gene Ontology annotation, biological process: endoplasmic reticulum to Golgi vesicle-mediated transport. Gene Ontology annotation, cellular component: endoplasmic reticulum membrane; COPII-coated ER to Golgi transport vesicle. Lineage: Eukaryota; Metazoa; Arthropoda; Insecta; Lepidoptera; Tortricidae. The transcript has a single exon.